AUGGUGGUGGCCACAGUGGUCGUGGUGGUGGCCACAGUGGCUGUGGUGGUGGCAGGUGAGCCCGCAGGGACAGCCCUGCAGGAUGCCGAGGCUACGGGGCGGAAGCUCUUUGCCAAGUCCCCCUCCCUGGAGGCGCCGGCCAAGCGGGACUAUAACGGCGCCAAGAUGGACGGCCGCGGGGACGGCUACCACCACCACCACCACCAUCACCACCACCACCACCACCACCAGUCCCGCCACGGCAAGCGCAGCAAGAGCAAGGACCGCAAGGUGGACUCCCGGCACCGGUCCAAGAUGAUGGGCUGGUGGAGCUCCGACGACAACCUGGACAGCGACAGCAGCUACAUGGUGUCUGGCCGGCACGGCACCGACCAGGCCACCCAGUACUGUGUGGACGCUCCCGAAAGUGCCUUCAGAGACUUGACCUUGAAGAGUCUAAAGGGCGGCGGGGAAGGAAAAUGCCUGGCCUGUGCUGGCAUGUCCAUGUCUCUGGAUGGCCAGACGCUCAAGAGGAGCGCCUGGCACACCAUGACUGUCAGCCAGGCCCGGGAAGCCUAUCCCAGUGCCGGCGGCACCGAGAAGACCUUGAUGCUUCAGGAAGCAAAGGCCAAAGACCGAGCGUACCAGUACCUGCAGGUGCCGCAGGAUGAGUGGAGUGGGUACCCCGCGGUGGGCAAGGACGGGGAGAUCCCCUGCCGGCGGAUGCGCAGCGGCAGCUACAUCAAGGCCAUGGGUGACGAGGACAGCGCCGACUCGGACGCCAGUGCCAAAAUAUUGCCCAGGGCAGCCACGCGGCGAGACAGCUACCGCCGCUCCUCCAGCGCCGACCAGGCCAGGACCAAGUUUGCAAGUAGGCACUAUUCUGAUUCAUAUAUCUGUAACUGUCCCAGCUGCUGCACGCCACCGCGAGUGCUCCCCCGGGGACAGGGCUACGGGCGCUCCUUCACCACCGGCCAGAUCAAUGACGAGCUCAACCACCAGUUUGAGGCCGUCUGCGAGUCGGUGUUUGGCGAGGUGGAGUCGCAGGCUGUGGAAGCUCUGGACCUGCCCGGCUGCUUCCGCAUGCGGAGCCACAGCUACCUGCGGGCCAUCCAGGCGGGCUGCUCCCCGGACGAUGACUGCCUCUCCCUCUUCUCCAUGUCGGCCCCUGCCGGGCCGCCCAUCACCAGCAGCAUCCUGAAGCCCAGCACCUCCUUCAGUUACAGAAAAGCUCCACCUCCCAUCCCUCCAGGAACCAAAGCCAAACCCCUCAUCUCUGUCACGGCGCAGAGCAGCACCGAGUCCACCCACGAGACCUACCUGCCCAGCGAGGUCGCCCGCAGCCCCGCAUGGUCCAAAGACGCCGCGGCCCGUUGCAACUCUGCCGAGAGCCUGGAGAGCUCCAAGGUGUCGGCCGUGGCCCUGGAGCUGCCUCCAGUCCAGCCCCGCGCUGCUCCCAAGCCUUCCACACUCAUCAUCAAGGCCAUUCCUGGUCGGGAAGAGCUGAGGAGCUUGGCUCGGCAGCGGAAGUGGCGUCCCUCCAUCGGCGUCCAGGUUGAGGCCAUCUCGGACUCGGAUACAGAGAGCAGGAGCCAGAGGGAGUUCCACUCCAUAGGCGUGCAGGUGGAGGAGGACAAAAGGCGGGCACGCUUCAAGCGCUCCAACAGCGUGACGGCGGGCGUGCAGGCAGACCUGGAGCUGGAGGGGUUUGCUGGCCUGGCCGUGGCCACCGAGGACAAAGCCCUGCAGUUCGGGCGCCCCUUCCAGCGGCACUCCUCCGAGCCCGAGUCCGGCCGGCAGUACGCUGUGUACAAGACAGUGCACACGCAGGGGCAGUGGGCGUACCGGGAGGAUUACCAGCUGCAGUACGACACGGUGGAGGUGCCCGGGAGGGAUGCCUGGAUGGAGAGGGGCUCCCGCAGCCUCCCCGACUCUGGCCGUGCCUCCCCCUGCCACCGUGAUGGGGAAUGGUUCAUCAAACUGCUGCAAGCAGAGGUGGAGAAGAUGGAGGGCUGGUGCCAGCAGAUGGAGAGGGAGGCCGAGGACUAUGACCUGCCAGAGGAGAUCCUGGAGAAGAUCCGGAGUGCUGUGGGCAGUGCCCAGCUCCUCAUGUCCCAGAAGGUGCAGCAAUUUUACCGCCUCUGCCAGCAGAACAUGGAUCCCAACGCAUUCCCCGUGCCCACCUUCCAAGACCUGGCUGGCUUUUGGGACCUCCUGCAGCUCUCCAUUGAGGACGUCAGCAUGAAGUUUGCGGAGCUCCAGGAGCUGAAGGCCAGCGGGUGGAAGAUCAUGGAGCCCAAGGCACAUCUGCACAGAAACUGCCCUUGCUGGGCUGUGGCUGGUGAAUGCUUUUAG
Molecule: messenger RNA, 2334 nt
Organism: Chaetura pelagica (chimney swift)
Lineage: Eukaryota; Metazoa; Chordata; Aves; Apodiformes; Apodidae
Gene: DLGAP3
Product: discs, large (Drosophila) homolog-associated protein 3
Exons: 12
Coding region: 1-2334 (777 amino acids)
Biological process (GO): signaling
Cellular component (GO): glutamatergic synapse; postsynaptic specialization
Molecular function (GO): molecular adaptor activity
Source: RefSeq, a predicted model, not a curated record